GUCAAGAAGUUUAUAGGAAAAUGUCUUCAAUUUAUCAGCCUUCUCUUGCAGAUGUACGCUCUCUCAUUUUAGAGCAAAAGAAGGGAAACUGUGUACCUGUCUAUACGAGUAUACAGGCCGAUUUAUUAACACCAGUUAUCGCUUAUUUGAAGAUAUCUCAGAAUUCUAAGUACAAUUUCUUAUUGGAGAGUGUCGCUGCAAAUGAGCGCUCUAGAUACUCUUUCAUAGGUGCAUCACCUCUUAAAGUUAUAAAAUCAGGUCCAAAUGAGGAAAUCACAGGCGAUCCUCUCCCAGCUUUAGAGGCUGAACUCGAGAAGUACAAGUACGUGAAGGUAGACGGUUUAGAUACUUUCACCGGUGGUGCAGUUGGCUAUGUUGCCUACGAUUGUGUUCAUCACUUUGAACCUAAAACAAAGAGAGAACUGAAGGAUCCAUUGGGCAUUCCAGAAUCUAUGUUCAUGAUUUGCGAUACUAUCUUGGUAUUUGACCACAUCUUCCAGAAGGUACAAGUAGUCAGCCAUGUUAAUGUACCAGACAACUGCAAUGAAGUGACAAUCCAGGCGAGGUACAACGUCGCUAUUGAUAAGAUUAGACAGACAAUUGAAUUGUUAGAAGAUCAACAAAUCCCUAGCGUUCCUCACCAACCGUUGAUCGGACAAUCCAGUGAAGCAUACAGCAACGUCGGUAAGGAGGGCUACGAAGGUUUCGUUACAUCCCUCAAAGAACACAUCAAUAAGGGUGACAUCAUCCAGGCUGUCCCAUCUCAGCGCCUGGCUAGACCGACAAAUCUCCAUCCAUUCAACGUUUACAGACACCUUCGUACGGUUAACCCAUCACCACAUAUGUUCUAUCUCGAUUUCGACGGUGACACGCCGGAAGGUGUAAGAUUCGUUGGUGCCUCCCCAGAGACACUCUGCAGAGUCGAGAACAACAAGGUAUUCAACCACGCUAUCGCAGGUACAGUCAAGAGGGGUAAAUCGAAAGAUGAAGACGAUAAACUCGGUGCUGAGCUCGCAAAAUCUGAGAAAGAUCGUGCUGAACAUAUCAUGUUGGUUGAUCUUGCAAGGAACGAUGUCAAUAGAGUUUGUAAACCUGAAACCGUCAAUGUCGAUGAGCUCAUGAAAAUUGAGAAAUUCUCUCACGUCAUUCACCUUACUUCACAGAUUUCUGGUCAACUUCGCGAGGGGAAGACGCGCUUUGAUGCAUUCAGAUCAAUCUUCCCAGCUGGUACAGUCUCUGGUGCUCCAAAAGUCAAAGCGAUGGAACUUAUUGGAGAACUCGAGGGUGAGCGUAGGGGUAUAUACGCUGGUGCAGCUGGCAGAUUUGACUUUGCAGACAAUGAGAUGGACACUUGCAUCGCUAUCCGCACGAUGACAUUCAAGAAUGGCGUCGCAUACUUGCAAGCUGGUGGUGGUAUCGUCUACGAUAGCGUUGAGGAGGAUGAGUAUAUUGAGACAAUCAACAAGCUCAUGGGUAAUGUCAAAUGCAUUGACCAGGCUGAGGACUACUACAGAAUGCUCAAUAACGAAAUUUAAAAUGGAAACCAAUGUAAUUAAUGUAUAUAUACACAUAAAGAAGUAAAUAACGUGUAUUUAAGAAUGCAUAUAGAGAAACGUAUAGUGAAGACUUCCUGAGCGUCAUUAACGUUUCAAUUACGACUUUCUCAUCUGCCCAACAAUUGAGCAGCUUUUCCUAUGAUUCCCUUCCUCUCCAAAACGCGCUCGACAGCACGCUCAACGAAGCCUUCCAAAGCGAUGCGCUUGCCGUGAGGCGUCUGCUUGCCCACGCCGUCGACAUCCUCUGCCUCUUCGAAAAGUGCUUCUACUGCAUUCUCGACAUACUUUCCAACCAUAUCGACUUCAAGGUUGACGGAGUCGCCUACCUUCUUUGAUGAGAGCGUUAUCUGAGAUUGUGUAUAUGGGAUAAGCAUAACGCCGAAUGUUUUCUCGCGUGCGUCGACGAAAGUGACUGUGAGUGAUGCACCAUCGAGGGUUAUGUAGCCCUUCGGUAUGAUGUACGGACCGACAUUGUCCCUAUCGUGCUGCUUUGGGGGGAUAUCAAACUUAUAACGAAUUGAAGAACCGUCGUUCGUGAUAUCCUUUAUGCGUGUCGUGGUAUCGACGUGUCCUUGUACAAUGUGUCCUCCCAAGCGUGUGCCAACCUGCAUCGCUCUCUCGAGGUUGACCCUGUCUCCUACUCUAAGUUCACCAAGGUUUGUGCGCUGCAGAGUUUCGGGUGCGAGACCAACUUUAAAGGAGGUUUUGUCGAACGUUACAACGGUGAGGCAUGUACCGUUUACUGCUAUACUGUCUCCAUUCUGGCAGUCACUCAAAAGAUUCUCAGAAGUGGUGAGUGUGACGCUCCAGCCGCCAUUCUCAGAUUCAUCGAUCUGCUCGAUCCGGGAGACCCUACCAACUGCUUCAAUAAGUCCUGUGAACACCAUAUCAGCGUAGAGGAAGAAGAAAGGGGAGUACGCUUAAUGUGUUUUAUUAGCUUGUCUUCUUUUUCUCUCCUUGUAUUUUUAGUCAUCUAUUCA
This is a messenger RNA of Wallemia mellicola CBS 633.66, 2536 nucleotides long. RefSeq names its product anthranilate synthase component. The record is from RefSeq and is a predicted model, not a curated record. Bases 21 to 1535 code for a protein of 504 amino acids. NCBI's taxonomy places the organism in Eukaryota, Fungi, Basidiomycota, Wallemiomycetes, Wallemiales, Wallemiaceae. Gene Ontology annotation, molecular function: anthranilate synthase activity. Gene Ontology annotation, biological process: L-tryptophan biosynthetic process. The transcript is spliced from 5 exons.